CCCAGCAUGUCCAAGGAGCCCAGUUCCAACCUGGAGAGCGCCAUGCAGAUCCUCAUAAAGACCUUCCACAAGUACUCGGGGAAGGAGGGCGACAAGUACACACUGAGUCGGGGCGAGCUGAAGGAGCUACUGGUGGAGGAGCUGGGGAGCUACUUGGGGAGCUCCAAAGAUAAUGAAGGAGUCGAAAAGGUGAUGAACGACUUGGACGCCAACAACGACGGGGAGGUGGACUUCACCGAGUUCAUCAUCCUGAUGGGCGCCCUCACAGUCGCCUGCAACGACUUCUUCCUGGAGUACAAAACAGACGAGAAGCCGAAAGAUGGAAGCAAAUCCGAGUCGGCGGAGAAGAAAGAUUGAAGC
Molecule: messenger RNA, 360 nt
Organism: Platichthys flesus (European flounder)
Lineage: Eukaryota; Metazoa; Chordata; Actinopteri; Pleuronectiformes; Pleuronectidae
Gene: s100s
Product: S100 calcium binding protein S
Exons: 2
Coding region: 7-357 (116 amino acids)
Molecular function (GO): calcium ion binding
Source: RefSeq, a predicted model, not a curated record